Messenger RNA from Cyprinus carpio (common carp), 6212 nucleotides. It is a transcript of the gene tet2, whose product is annotated as tet methylcytosine dioxygenase 2. NCBI's taxonomy places the organism in Eukaryota, Metazoa, Chordata, Actinopteri, Cypriniformes, Cyprinidae. Gene Ontology annotation, biological process: oxidative demethylation; positive regulation of transcription by RNA polymerase II; myeloid cell differentiation. Gene Ontology annotation, cellular component: nucleus. Gene Ontology annotation, molecular function: DNA 5-methylcytosine dioxygenase activity. The record is from RefSeq and is a predicted model, not a curated record.
AGCCAUGAACUGUGCAAUCCAGUCCAGUGCUUCGGGGCAGCCAGUAAAGUGUGCACUAUUGUGUACAGAUGAAAAAAAAAAGAAAAAAAAAGAAACAGAGCAAAAAAGGAGGGGGAAGAAAAGAAACUCAGUCCCUUUGUGUGGAGAGGACCCAGCAGGAAAGUGAUUUUGCAAUUACUCCAGCUUGCCGGUGAAGCAAGCUUGGUUCCUCUUAUCUGCACACACUUGCACACUGGACUGUCUCACUCUGCACACUGCUUAUACAAGCACAUACAAGAGUGAGUGUGUGUUUACGGGCUGCGUCUGGGCGCGCUUCGAGAGCCAACAGCAAUGCAAGCCUUCUACCCCUGAUGAUGAAAGCAGACGUCAGACUAGCCCAUGAAUAUUGAUAUGGAGGUAGUCUGUUUCAUAGACGGAACAGAAGGAAGCAAGAUGGCUGCCCUUUAGGAUUUGUUUAAGAGGAGACCCAGACGGUUUGUUGGAAUUCUACAAAGUGGAAGGACUUAAAACAAGGACGCAGAGAGGGCAGCCUUGUGAAUGGACCCUGAGCAGACCAGAUGGAAACAGAAAAGGCCAGCCAUGAGACGGAAAAAAGUCUGAUACUUUCACACAUCAGUGCCGCUCAGCAGACAGACCCUCUUCUCGCCAAGCGCCAGAAUGGAGAUCCGUCUCAGCAGUUCAAUGGGGACACUAAUUGGAGCAAUUUCAAGCCCAACACAGUAGUUUACCCAAUGAAGAGUCAACAGGAGAAUUGUUCUGGGCCUGCUAAUAUGCAGAGGAUAUUGGAUCGAAGCAUGCAUGAGAUGAAUGGACAGAUGAAACGUGCUCUUAGUGAACAGACAUUUUUAGAUUUUCACCAGCCUAAAAAACUCUGCACUGAUUCAGAGGUGAAUGGAAAUGAUGAUCUGAGGCUUUGCGAUAAUAGAGAGGCAGGAAUGGAGAACUGUUUAGAGGGAUUUCCUAAGCAUAAUAAGCCAGGGGAUUUUGAGAUAAAACAUAGUAAAAGAAACUGCAACUUUCCCAAUGGGGAUUUAUUCUUACUGUCAAGGAACAAGCAAGUUCCAAUGCCCAAUGGUGCUACAACAAGCCCACCCUCAGUAAAGGGUACAACUGGUGACCUCUUAGAAAAAACUUUGUCUCAGUAUUACCCAGAGCAUGUGUCCAUCGCACCUCAAUCCAACUCAUCUCAAGCAGAUCAGGUCACCAGCAACAUGCCGGAGCAGGAAACUCCUCCACCUUCAUUAACCUCAGGUUUUCCUAUUUCACCCCAAACAUCUGCCACCGAGCCACUUGCCAAGGCACCCCCAGAAGUACAAGGCAGCAAUGGCUACAAUCCAGAAUUCACAGUGAAUGAAUACUCUAGUUUUGUAGCCAAGCAAAAGAAGUCUACUUAUCCUCUCUCUGACCUGCCAGAAAUGGGAACACAAUUGCUGAGUCAGGAAGCUUCAGAGUCCAAUGUGGCAUCACAGACAGGCAUCAAUGGUUGUGCUCAGAUUCAAGAAGAUAGAAAAGGCCUUCCGAAUUACUCUGAUUGUUUAAGCAAGUCCAACCAAGAUUUUAGUCGUGAAUCUCAUAUAUUGCCCCCAGUGAAGGCAGAAGCACCAUCACAAAACACUCAGACAGGUCAGCAGAACUUACAGAUUAAGGUGCUACAGAAACAACCAACCGAUGAAAGCCUCCAUGACAAUAGAGACUUUCCCUUGCCACAGCAACAGAUUGUUGAGCCACAUAUAGUAGACAGCAGGUUGACCUCCCAGGCUUGUACAUCAGCUUUUCACAAUCAACACAGUGAGCAGAAAAAUAAGCCUAAACCAGAUCAGGAAAAGACAACGUCAGAGAAUACAGAUCACUCAUCCCAGAUGAAAUGGAUAAAUUUAAACUCAGCUUCAGCACCUCAGCCAUGUACUGACCACCCCCAGAUGUGGGAUUUUUUCCUCCCACAGACCCACAUGCAACAGCAUACAGUCACACAGAGCCAAAGUCAUUGUAUAAAUUCCAUGACCUCAAACAACUUUCGGUCUCAAAAUUUCAGUAAUCCUAGUUGUCCCUCAUAUGAAAAUAAGGCACAAGAUAGUCACAAAAACUCCCUACCUCCUACCCAGUUCCCCCACACUUCUUUCCCUGAAUGUCAACAGAACAAUUCUGGUAUGCAUGAUCGUAGUAACAUGCAAUUUAACAAACACACAUCCCAGCAAUUGUGCAAAAAUGAUCAAGACCAGAUACAAUCCCAGAGCUUCCUUUUUCAGCCACCACCUGCUGAGCCUCAUCAGCAAGACAACAGCACACUUCCCCAUCAGCUCCCACAGGAUAGACAGAAUAUGCAAGCAGCUCCACAAUCACAAGAUGUUUCCCACAGCCAGGUAGAUGCACCACUCUUGAAAAGGCUUAAAACAGAGGGUUGCCUUCAUUCAGAAUCCCAGAAGUUAUCUCUAGGUACAGAAACACCAGCAAAAGCACUGUCUAGUCCAACUACAAGAGAAAACUCAACAUUUCCUGGCUUGUCUAAGUCAAAUGUACAAUUCUUGACAAAAGAAGCUGAAGCUCUAACAGAAAGAAAACUCCAGCAGAACAUGCAGUACUCUCAGAACACCAGUAAACAACAUCCAAACUACCAGCAACCUCUCCAACACAGGGUACAUAAUCAUUUGGAAUUUCUUAAUUCUCCGAUUUCUCAAUCACAACUGUCACAAGUUUCUAAUAGUCUUCAGAUAGCUGCUCAAACAUUUACCAAAGCUGAAUUCCAAGAACCCUUUGGCCAAAUCCAGAGAGAGUCUCUCCCAAGCCAAUGUGCUCAAGGAGAUUUGCAGAGGCAUGCAGCCUUGCGAAUGCACCUUCUACAGAGGCAAGAGCGGCAAGGCCCCAACAGCAUCAGGCUAAGUAUGCCAGCCAUAAAAAGUGAAAACUGCUCAGGUUUAGAAACCUCAGCUCAACAUCCACCCAUAGAAGUACAACAGCAAGACCAAGACAAAACCAAAGUCAUGCCAGUGAUAGUAAAGCAGGAGCAUCCUUCUUCACCCUGUGAACAAAGCCAGCAGAGGAGUAUUCUAGCUGCCAUGGAGCAGCAGUUAAAACAGUAUCAGCUCUCACCUGUGUUUGAAAGAAAGUCUUUGGUCAACAAGUCACCCAAUAAGGUGAAGGUAGAGAUGGCUGGGGCUGUGACUGUGCUCUCAACCAGUGCUGAGGGGAAUGUCAAGGAACGGUGUAAACUACAAAACUUCACUCCACCUAGAAAGAUUGAACCUGGGUUACAAACCUUUUUGGAAUCACCCAUGAAGCUGCUUAAUACACCAAUAAAAAACUUGCUAGAUACACCUUUGAAGACACAGUAUGACAUUUCAUCAUGUCAUUGUGUUGAUCAAAUCAGUGAAAGGGAUGAAGGCCCAUAUUAUACUCACUUGGGAUCAGCACCAACUGUUGCAGGCAUCCGCAAAAUUAUGGAGGAAAGAUCCGGACUGACUGGAAGUGCCAUUAGGAUUGAAAAGGUUGUGUAUACAGGAAAGGAAGGGAAGAGUGGGCAGGGCUGUCCCAUUGCUAAAUGGGUAAUACGGAGGGCAAAUGUAGAUGAGAAACUCCUGGUCUUGGUACGAGAGCGGGCUGGUCACUCAUGUGAGACAUCCUGUAUAGUAGUGGUCAUCCUAAUUUGGGAAGGCAUACCAAUCAACCUGGCUGACCGUCUCUACUCAGAACUCAGUGACACUCUAACAAAACAUGGUGCCCUAACAAACCGCAGAUGUGCACUAAAUGAGGAGAGAACAUGUGCAUGCCAGGGUUUUGAAGCUGAUGCCUGUGGAGCUUCUUUCUCCUUUGGUUGCUCAUGGAGUAUGUACUAUAAUGGCUGCAAAUUUGCUAGGAGUAAAAUCCCUCGAAAGUUCAAACUACUUGGGGAUGAUCCCAAGGAGGAAGAGAAACUGGAACAAAAUCUCCAGGGUCUUGCAACUUUAAUUGCCCCAACAUAUAAAAAAAUGGCGCCUGAUGCAUACGCCAAUCAGGUAGAGCAUGAACACAGAGCUCCCGAUUGCCGUCUGGGUCUAAAAGAAGGACGGCCAUUUUCUGGAGUUACAGCCUGUCUAGACUUCUGUGCCCAUGCCCACAGAGACCUUCACAACAUGCAGGGGGGCAGUACUGUGGUCUGCACACUAACACGCGAGGACAAUCGUGAGAUUGGAAAAAUUCCUGAGGAUGAGCAGCUACAUGUGCUUCCCUUAUACAAGGCCUCAUCCACUGAUGAGUUUGGCAGUGCUGAGGCUCAGCUGGAGAAGACCAAGACUGGUGCUAUUCAGGUGCUCAGUGCCUUUCGUAGACAGGUGCGUAUGCUACCAGAGCCUGCCAAGUCUUGCCGGCAGAAGAAGCUGGAUGCCAAGAGAGCUGCAGCUAACAAACCAAACAACCCCAACACACCUAACUCCAAAAUGGACAACACCCAGCAAGCAAGGCAGAAACAGGCCGCUUCUGAGAACCCAGGCCAGAACACAACUGUAACAGGUAAUGUAAGAACAAAUCUUGACUCUGGGCAUCUCCCACAUACUCAUGCUGCCCAUCAGCCUCAGGCUCAGCCUCAACCUCAGCAUCAGCAGCAAGCACAACCUAAUCCUAACCCCUCUUACACUGUCCCACCAUUCCCUAGAUUCUCCAAUGCAUCAGGAACCUUCUUUAACAGCUCUAAAUCAGCAACCCCACAUCCUCAAACCCCAUCUUCUUCUGGUCCUUAUCCCUCUCCUUUACAUGCACCCAACUCUUACAUUAAUGUAUCUAAUGCACCCACCCCAUAUCCCAGGUCUCUUACACCCAGCCCUCUCUACACUGGUUACCAAUGCAAUGGAGGACUCCCCAUGGACAACUACCACCCUUACUAUUCUUCCAAUCUAAAGCAUCCAGAUAUGUAUCAUCUCCAGAGAAAUUCACUGUACUCUGAGCAGCAGUACAAUGCACCUCAACAUUACGGGAUAAACUACCCACCACACUAUGGAGAGCCUAGCUUGCCAGUCAAUGGUUAUGGCACCUGUAACAUGAAACCUGGCAUGCAUUCCAUGGAACGUUACCCAGGUUAUGGUCCUAAUAUGCCACCUGAUGCUUUCUCCAGGCCUCCCUCAGCCCAUCUACAUUUGGACUAUGCAGCUAUCGACAAAAGCAACCAGUUUGAAGCUUACCCCAAACCUCAUAUGUCACAGAAUCCUCAGAUGUUUCCCCAAAAUUUAAAUAGCUUAAGUAUGCAAAAUAAUAAAGAUUUAGAGGUAAACAUUCAUGGAGCAAAUGGUAUCUCUCAGGUGUUUCCUCCUUUGGGUACUGAAUGCUUCAACCCAAUCCAGCCUCAAGGUUUGAGGCUUUCCAGUGAAAAUCCCCUUAACCCCAUAGUCAAACAGGAACCCCCUACCCAGACUUCAGAACAAAAAGAAAAGGAUGUGUGGUCUGACAGUGAGCACAACUUCCUUGACCCUGAAAUUGGAGGAGUAGCAGUGGCACCUAGUCAUGGGUCAAUCAUUAUUGAGUGUGCUAAGCGGGAGCUCCAUGCGACUACACCACUCAAGAAGCCUGACCGCAACCAUCCCACCCGUAUCUCUUUAGUGUUUUACCAGCACAAGAACCUGAAUGAGGCAAAACAUGGACUGGCUCUGUGGGAAGCAAAGAUGGCAGAGAAGGCCCGAGAGAAAGAGGAAGAUGCUGAGAAGCAUGGUACUGAAAAUACAUCCAGCAAGAGCAGUGGAAAGAAGGUGAAAAGAGAACAUUCUGAACCUUCAGAGCCUCCGUAUAAGCAGUUCCUUCUCAUGCUUAAUGAGCGGUCAACAUCCUGCACUACCAAUACAUAUGUAAGCACAUCUCCCUAUGCCUUCACCAAGGUGACUGGGCCUUACAAUCAAUUCCUGUGAAAACCUCCAUAGGUCCAGAGCAUUCACAAACACAAGAGUAAGAGUGGCAUCAGACAAAUUAAAUGGUGCUACAGUAUAGGGUUGCAGACCUCUGUGCCACUGGCCAAAUAACCCAUAAUGCUUGCUCAGUUUGUGUGACGUUAUUAACAGUAGAUAGAUUCAGUAUCCUACUAUAUGGAAAGGCAGAUCAUCAGUGGGUUUUUCAUGCUCUUAAGAAGUCAAGCUUUACUGUUUAAUCAAUUGGAAAAUAUUUAUUUAUUAUUUAAUUACUCUAUGAUAACACACUGUUCUUCAUCCAUGGUGCUUAGAGUCCAACAAAACAUGGACAUGGACAUAUUACUGGGGAAA